This is a messenger RNA of Carica papaya (papaya), 1067 nucleotides long. RefSeq names its product E3 ubiquitin-protein ligase AIRP2-like. The record is from RefSeq and is a predicted model, not a curated record. Lineage: Eukaryota; Viridiplantae; Streptophyta; Magnoliopsida; Brassicales; Caricaceae. Gene Ontology annotation, biological process: protein ubiquitination. Gene Ontology annotation, molecular function: ubiquitin protein ligase activity.
AAAAAGGCAAACAAAUUUUCCUCUUCCCAAACGAGCUGCCCCCAUGGCCUGUAACUCGAAUAAAGGAUAAAGCAAAUAGAAGAAAAGCUCGUCUUUAUGGUGGAUUAGGGUCCAUCUCAUCUCUAAAAUGUAUUACCAGUUGGCUAACUCUUCUUACCAGGACUCUCUGAAAGUCUUGGAGGCCGAUAUACACCUUGCCAAUUCACUGUCUGCGUCAAUUCCAAGAGGGAAGGGUGGAAGCCAUCUUCAAAUGAAACUGGUUUACAAUCACUUGGCUCCCCUCUAUCUGAUUUUGCUACAAUGGGUUGAUAGUUCCUGCUCGUGUCUACUCCCCAGAUAUUUAAACUUCUUUCACAUACUUGUCUAUAAGGUAUAUACAGAUGGGAGACCUCGGCUAUCUAACUAUGGAAGGAAGGCAACGAUUAGGGAAUUUUAUGGCAUAAUUUUACCGUCUCUUCAACGGCUCCAUGGUGAGCUGGGGGAUGUUGAUGAAGGGAAUCCUCUUGACAAGAAGAAAAUGAAAGGACAUAGUAGAUUGAGCAAUGUUGACUUGGAGAGAGAGGAUGAAUGUGGCAUUUGCUUGGAGCCUUGCACCAAAAUGGUGUUACCCAAUUGCUGUCACUCAAUGUGCAUCAAAUGCUAUCGCAACUGGAAUACAAAAUCAGAGUCAUGUCCCUUUUGUCGUGGUAGCUUAAAGAGAGUAAAAUCUGAAGACUUAUGGGUGCUUACCUGCAACAAUGACGUGGUUGAUACUGAAACAGUUUCAGAAGAGGAUUUGUUGCGCUUCUACCUCUAUAUUAACAGCCUUCCAAAGGAUUACCCAGAUGCACUUUUCUUAGUAUACUACGAGUACCUAAUCUGAUCAGAAAAAAUUUGAGAAAUGGAGAAUAAUGUACAGAUACAGAACAAGCCCCCCUUCAAAUGUAUAUAGUCUGGUAAGGCUUCUUGUACAUGUUCGGAUAAAAUUGCUCCUACUUCAAUGAAAAUGUAAAGAUAACUUUUCUAUUUAUCAAUGUCAACCACUCAUUUUAUGAGCUUUUAGUUUAGAUUUCAUCCCUGUGGUUCAA